AUGGCAGUGUUCUCCAAACAACACGGGGAGGAAGAGGGUCUGCUUGGAGAGCAGUACCAACGGAAGCAAGGACAGCAAUCCCGAAAAUGGGUUGCAUUGACCGCCAUGUCGGUACUGGGUCUUUUUGCCCUGGCUGUGUACUUCGUGCCUGGAAUCCAGUGCAACACCCCCUCGCAUGCCAGCCAGUCUGAUCUACCUGCGGCUUCUACCUUUGACGACAAGUCAAAGAGAUCAUCGCAUCACGAACAUAACAAACGUGAAUGCAAUACUGUCGAGGACGGCUAUCAAUGCAACUCGGAGCUCACGCACAAGUGGGGCCAGUAUUCGCCCUAUUUCUCUGUUGCGGACGAAUCGCCCGUCUCAGAUGAGGCGGUACCUAAGGGUUGUGAGAUCACCUUUGCCCAAGUGAUCUCCCGUCACGGUGCUCGAUUCCCAUCGGCAAAAAAGAGCAAGUCUUAUGCUGCGCUCCUUGACAAGAUCCAUGCAGACGCAACUGCAUACAAUGGCAAGGCGAAAUUCCUCAGCUCAUACAAAUACACCUUGGGCAGUGACGAUUUGGUACCCUUUGGGGAGAGCCAGUUGCUGAACUCGGGCAUCAAGUUCUACAAGCGUUACGAGGCGUUGGCUAAGAAAGCUGUACCCUUCAUUCGCUCAGCUGAGUCAGGGCGGGUUAUCGCUUCGGGAGAGAAGUUUAUUGAGGGCUUUAAGCAGGCAAAGUUGCAGGACAAGCAUGCCGAUCACAAGCAACCAGGCCCCAAGAUCAGUGUUCUCAUCUCAGAAGAAGUUGGCGCCAACAACACUCUGAACCACAACAGCUGUCCUAAGUUCGAAGACGACGUACUGGGCGACGAGGUUGAAGAAAAAUACAUGGCAGUCUUUGUGCCGCCCAUUCAAGCCCGCCUUGAGGCUGAUCUCCCCGGUGUUAAACUCACUGAGGUUGAUGUAAUGAGUCUGAUGGACCUUUGUCCCUUUGAGACAGUAGCCCUGACUGAAGAUGCAUCUGAGCUAUCUCCAUUCUGUGACCUCUUCACUCAAGCCGAAUGGGACCAGUACGACUACCUCCAGUCCGUGAGCAAGUACUACGGUUAUGGCGCAGGCAACCCGCUCGGCCCAACCCAGGGCGUCGGUUUCGUAAAUGAGCUGAUCGCCAGACUCACUCAAACCCCAGUGGAGGACCACACAAGCACAAAUACCACGCUCGAUGCCCCCGGCGCUCCGACAUUCCCCCUCAACUACAACAUGUACGCAGACUUCUCGCAUGACAAUGGAAUGCUUCCGAUCUACUUUGCCAUGGGGCUGUACAAUGGCACCGCUCCUCUCCCGCUCGACCACAUCCAGACUCCCGAGGAAGCAGAUGGAUAUUCAUCCGCCAAGGCGGUUAGUUUCGGUGCUCGUGCUUAUAUAGAGAUGAUGAAAUGUGGCAAGGAACCCGAACCACUCGUGCGAGUCCUCAUUAAUGACCGCGUUGCUCCACUGCAUGGUUGCAAAGUGGAUAAACUUGGCCGCUGUCGCCGUGCUGAUUUCGUGAAGGGGCUCUCUUAUGCACGUGCUGGAGGUGACUGGCCCCAGUGUUACCUUUGA
Penicillium coprophilum is the source of this 1581-nucleotide messenger RNA. Its product is annotated as histidine phosphatase family protein. Gene Ontology annotation, molecular function: acid phosphatase activity. The record is from RefSeq and is a predicted model, not a curated record. The coding region runs from base 1 to 1581 and encodes 526 amino acids. The transcript has a single exon. Lineage: Eukaryota; Fungi; Ascomycota; Eurotiomycetes; Eurotiales; Aspergillaceae.